This is a messenger RNA of Gamsiella multidivaricata, 1746 nucleotides long. RefSeq lists its product as uncharacterized. The transcript has a single exon. Lineage: Eukaryota; Fungi; Mortierellomycota; Mortierellomycetes; Mortierellales; Mortierellaceae. Bases 40 to 1608 code for a protein of 522 amino acids. Gene Ontology annotation, molecular function: protein binding. The record is from RefSeq and is a predicted model, not a curated record.
GGGCAGCAUUUUUCUUUCACACAUCUCAUUAUUAUCAUUAUGACAAGCGCUCCCAUAAGCCUGUCCUCGCUAUCGUCUAAGCAACUAUCACCACCGCUACGGCAGGAACCGCAUCAGGACCUGGAGCGGGAACUACAACAACAAGAGCAGAUGCCAUAUAAGGCUGAGAAGCCCCCGUCCCCUCCGUCCCCUCCGUCCCCUCCGUCCCCGCUUGCUGCCCCGACUUCACCCCUGGACAUCGAAGAGGUCCUCUACGAGAUUGUCUCGUAUCUCGACAAGCACUCGCUCCACAGCUGCGUCUCUGUCUCGCGGAUAUUCUACCGCGCUAGCAUCAGGGCUCUUUGGUCCUCCAUCCAAUGGAAGUGUUAUAUGUGGACAGACUCCUUCCUCCCAGAGUUCGAGCGCUAUGGACACUAUAUCGUCGAGCUCCACGAAAACUACAAUGCCGACUUGGAUAUGAUCGCCCGCGUCUGCACCAACCUACAGGAACUUCACCUGAACUGGACACUGGCAACAGACGAGAAACUAGAAGACGUUCUUCGGAACUCGCCCAAGGUUUCGUCGCUGUAUCUCUUUAGCUGCAGGUCUCUUACUUCUCGUGCGCUCUUGCACAUCGCAGGACUAGCGGGAUUGAAGCGGCUGGAGCUCAAGAACAUGAUCCAUAUCGACGAGUCUUCCCUCGUGACAUUGUUACAGUCCUGUCCCUUACUGGAGCAUCUAACAUUGGAGGAUGUUCGUCUGGACAGAGUUACACUCAACAGUUUGGGCUCGGUUCCGCUGAACAUCAAGUCUCUGGCGCUGACCAGAUCCUCCCCUCCUGGCAGUUUGAUCAAGAACAUCCUUCUCAAUGCGCCCAACAUCAAGGAGCUCUCUCUGGCUAGGAAUCUUCACUCGAUAUUGUCAAAGGACGACCUGCUUCCUCUCAUGGACGUGUAUAAACACAUUACCCACCUCAACAUGGAAUCUUGCAAGUGCGUCAGCGGCGAGGCACUUCUCGCCCUCAUCCACACAUGCCCAGAGCUGGAGAGGGUAAAUAUGAGUGGAACCCACAUUGGUGAUGCCUCGUUGGAAGCUCUCGCUAUUUACUGCCCGAAGGUGGUUAGUUUGAACCUGGCCUGGUGUGCACAGAUCACGGACGAGGGAUUAUUGCGACUACUAGAGACUUGCAAAGGAUUAAACUUCUUGGACAUCUCCACUUUGGACGUCAUAUCAGCGACAAUCUUCCGACCAGAGUCCCCAUGGGCAUGCACACAGCUAGAAACCCUGAUUAUGAUUGGAAUCAACAUGACACGGCCGCGAGGAUCUGUCCAGGGGAACCAUACAAUGAUGUUCAGCCAGCUGAGUCGCCUGGAGAGCCUUCAGGAUCUGGCCAUUGGAGGUGCCAACUUGGUGUUGCAGCUAGAAGCGGGGCUAUCAAAAAUGGAGAAGCUGGGGAAUCUGGAGUCGUUCAGGGUCAAGCACUUGCAAACUGUCCUGGGAGACGAUGAGAUUCGCUGGCUGGUCGAGGCAUGGCCAAAGCUGAAGCGCGUCCGGUUCGAGUCCGGAUCGUUGCCAGCCCCAUGGUUCCGCUAUUUUCGACGCCAACGCCCACAUCUUGUUCUUGGCUAACAGCCUUUGUUCCUUUUUUUUUUUUUUUUGGUAGCCAUUCCUGUGCCCAUAAAUACAACACUACGUAGUUUUGAUCCUCCAUGGUCUUUUACCAUUGUAAAUAAACGCUGUAUGUGGGAAUCAAGGAGAAAUGAAAAG